UACACAUGAUGGGACGGUAAUGGAUACAGACAGGCAAAGUUAGAAUUCACUAAGAUACAAUGACGUGGGCCAUCAAACUGCACAAAUCAUAAACUAGACCAAGGGUGGAUGCUUCACCGGUACCUCUGGCCAUCGGUAAAAAAAAGAUUUGAGCUAGAUGUGGUGUCACUUGCUCAAUGGUGGCAAGACCAGCUCCUGGAGAUGACUUUGCGCCCAUUAACUCUGGAACGAGCGAGCAGCCCCUGAUUCCCCAUUGUCCGUGGCCUCCCGAGCCGCCGAUCCCCAUGGCCUCCAGUGAGCUGCCGCCGUCGCGGAAGAAAUCCACUCCGACCACCAUAUGCGCCCUCGGCGACGACCUCCUGCGCGAGGUGUUGCUCCGCCUGCCCUCCCUCCCGACCCUCGUCCGCGCCGCGCUAACCUGCCCCGCUUUCCUCCACGCCGUCCGCUCGUCCCCCGCGUUCCGCCGCCGCUUCCGCGACCUCCACCCGGCCCCGCUCCUGGGCGUCUUCCUCGACAUCUACGGGCCCGCCAUGCCCGCCUUCGUGCCCGUCCGCCGCCGGUCCGACCCGGACCACGCCGCGGCCGUCCGCCGCGCCGACGUCUUCCUCACCCGGGUCCCCGAAGACGAAGAAGAAGGCGGAGGCGAAGACGAAUUGGAAGUCGGAUACGUCGACGGCCCCGGAUGGUUGAUGACGGAGUGCCGCGAUGGGUACGUGCUUCUCUGCCACCUGCUCACCAAGCGGGCGGCCGUCUACGACCCCCUCACGCGGGGCCUGCAUCUUCUCUCACCGCCGCACGCAGAGAUCUGCGCAGAAGACCCCGAAGUGGCCGAGGUUGAGUUCCACGUCCUCACCUCCCAAGAGGACCGCCGGUCGCUCCGCUUGCUCUGCAUCUGCAAGGAAAGGAGAGCAGCCAAGGUCGCUCUCUUCUCCGCGGACAGCAGGGAGUGGCAGAUCUCCCCAGAAGCGGGGAGCCUGCAGCUGACGGCAAGAGGCAAUGGUACGCUUGUCAACGGGUGUGUCUACUGGGCAUCUGCAGACAAUAUCCAUGUGCUCAACACCGCGACACUGCACUUCUCCCGGAUGGAUCCGCCGCCGCAUAUGCAACACAGCUACUACAAGGGUGUCAAGGUCGGCGAGACCAGUGAUGGAAAGCUCUGUGUCGCCUGGGCAACUGAUCUACUGCUUAAGGUUUGGGUCUGGAGAGCCACCGCCGCCGGUGUCGACAAUUGGAUGCCGGACACAGACAAAUCGAUGCUGGAUGAGAUCCGUGAAUUGGAGGUGCCAUGUUUAGAUGAAGACCCUGUACUGGAGGUUAAGGCAAUCAUCGGUGGCAUCGUGUAUUUGUCUGCCUACGAGGCAUCGAGUCCCAGUGCUUGCUGGUUGCUAUCCUUCUGCACUGAAACAGAGAAGCUGAACAAGGUCUGCCCUAUCACCAACUCUGAUUUUUUCUAUCCCUAUUUGAUGGCGUGGCCUCCUCUUCUGUAUGCAACAAGGUGAACUCUCUUGGCUAGAAGCCUAGAAGUGGCUUGACUAGUCAGAGGAGUAAAAAAACUAGAACUCAGGUAAUUUUAUCGGCACUACGGAUAUUACGUUUUGUUAUCUGACUGACGAUGAUAUCUUUGCUACGUGUAAGUCAAGAAUUCAAGAUGUCCAGGUCCAGUCCAGGUGUUGUUGGGAAUUGCAAGUUAUUAUUUCCGCUGGCUUGUUAUCAUUAUGAGCAAAUGAUGCCCGUGGUAUAAAAACUUGGCAGACACCAGUAGUUUAGUCCAUCAACUCCCAGUAUUAACGAUCGACACCCUAAACUUGGCAGGUUAGAGCAUAUAUGGUCCUAUGUGUUCCACGCCCAUUGCUUUGCUAGUGCAUAUAUGUUCCUGUAUUAUGUC
This is a messenger RNA of Triticum aestivum (bread wheat), 1885 nucleotides long. RefSeq lists its product as uncharacterized. The record is from RefSeq and is a predicted model, not a curated record. NCBI's taxonomy places the organism in Eukaryota, Viridiplantae, Streptophyta, Magnoliopsida, Poales, Poaceae. Gene Ontology annotation, molecular function: protein binding. The transcript has a single exon. The coding region runs from base 177 to 1499 and encodes 440 amino acids.